AUGGCCCCCGCCCCCUGGCGCGUCGCCCUCGCCGUCGCGGCGGCGGCCCUGCGCCCCGCCCGCGCCGACGAGUGCGCCGGCGACUUCGUCGUCGUCCUCGACCGGUCGAACAGCAUCGGCAACAAGUGGUGGAACCACCGCAACGACGGGGAGGGCGUCAUCGACUUCCUCGAGAGCCUCGUCGCCGCGCUGGACCCCUGCGACGGCGCCGACGCCGGGUGCGCGGCGACGACGCGCGUCGGCAUGGUCGUCUUCCCGGCGUACGACGGCGGCGACUACGAGGACGACUGGUCCGGCGGCGCGAAGAUCGUCCAGGGCCUGACGACGGACCCCGACGUCUACACGGGCAGCAACGGCAUCCUGACGAACGUCGGCACGGGCAAGAACGCGUGCGACUCCGACCCGAACGCCAACAGCGCCGACUCCGUCAUGUCGUGGCCCUGCGGCGGCUGGGCCUGGACGCCCACGUGGCUCGGCCUCGAGGCGGCCUACGACGAGCUCUUCGUGAACAGCUACGACCCGUCGAGCAUCAAGACCGUCAUCCUCGUCACCGACGGCCUCCCGUCGAACAACGCGGCCGUCGGGUCCAAGUUCGAGCGGCCCGUGCACCUGACGCUCGAGGCCGCGACGAAGCUCAAGGACAAGAUCGCGACGGAGUCGGCGUCGGGCCGCGUCUUCGGCGUCGGCGUCGGCGGCAACUACGAGGACAUCGGCACGUCGCCCUGCGAGCCCUUCUGCGACCACUACAAGGGCGAGGGCCUCUUCAUGGGCAACUACGCGUACGGCACGACCUACUCCGGCGAGGUGACCAUCGAGGGCUUCGAUGGCUCCGACGCCUACUGCGGGAGCGCACCGGCCUGCUACCCCGAGUGCACGGAGUCGCAGCACAACGCGGCGUCGAACAAGGAGGGCUGCGGCACCUACACGGCGUCCGCGACGCACGACUCGCUCGUCACGGGCGACACGGUGUCGGAGAAGUACGAGAACAUCGUGAGCCUGUCGAGCUCCGCGGACCUCAUCGACAACGUCGACCCGACGCCCAACCCGACGCCCCAGCCGACGCCCCAGCCGACGCCGAACCCGACGCCGAACCCGACGCCCGCGCCGACGCCCGCGCCGACUGUUGCCACCGGCGACUUCGGCGGCACGUGCCUCGGCGACUUCGUCGACUACGACUUCUCGAUCGGCGGCAUCUCGCAGAACAACCUCGGCGGCGUCCAGGGCGACUGCAAUUAA
Messenger RNA from Aureococcus anophagefferens, 1236 nucleotides. RefSeq lists its product as hypothetical. Bases 1 to 1236 code for a protein of 411 amino acids. Lineage: Eukaryota; Pelagophyceae; Pelagomonadales; Pelagomonadaceae. The record is from RefSeq and is a predicted model, not a curated record. The transcript is spliced from 2 exons.